AUGAGGAGACGCAACACUUUGUCGCAGAUCCCUCAUUCCAGAACAGGUUUCAACACUCAAUCACAGGCCCCUGAUUCCGGAAGAGGCUCUCCCUUAGACGAACUCGCUGCGGGAGAUCAUGCGCGGAUACCUAGUGCCAUGGAAAUUGCACGUCGUGGAACAACGAACACUUUCAACGACUUACAAUCUGCCAGGCCAAGUACGCGUCUGUUGGAAGUGCCGGAAGUGGAGACCCUCGAAGUGAAGCUGGUUGCUGAUGGUGGUGGUGGUGGUGGUGGUGGUGGUGAUGAUUGUUAUGGCGACAGUUUCGAUUGUGAUGGAGAUUUCACUUUGCCUCACCCACCUGCCUGUGAGAAACGUGCAUCAUUCGCUGUGAAGAACGUGUGGGAGACUGAAGUGGAUGUAGAUUGUACAGAGAAGCUUCUGUUGAAUCCCUUUGAAGCGUCCAAGUGGAAGACGAGCCGAUAG
This is a messenger RNA of Cooperia oncophora, 468 nucleotides long. Lineage: Eukaryota; Metazoa; Nematoda; Chromadorea; Rhabditida; Trichostrongylidae. The record is from the annotation of a GenBank genome assembly.